This is a messenger RNA of Nezara viridula (southern green stink bug), 228 nucleotides long. The record is from the annotation of a GenBank genome assembly. Lineage: Eukaryota; Metazoa; Arthropoda; Insecta; Hemiptera; Pentatomidae.
AUGCACAGGAACACUAUAAAAUCUUCGAAAAGACACAGCCAUUUUUGCACAGUUACACAGCACUUUCACAGAUCGCGAACGUCUUCGACGAUCUCGAAGCGUUGGGUGACACACGGUGCUUCCAGCAUGGCGAGCGGCGGGCGACUGAGUACUGCGUCGCUCCACGUGGGCAUUCCCCCCUCCCCGCCGCCCCCCGUCCUCAUCAUUUACUUACUUCCCAAUGGUUAA